Lytechinus variegatus (green sea urchin) is the source of this 4020-nucleotide messenger RNA. RefSeq names its product general transcription factor 3C polypeptide 2-like (gene gtf3c2). The record is from RefSeq and is a predicted model, not a curated record. Gene Ontology annotation, biological process: transcription by RNA polymerase III. Gene Ontology annotation, molecular function: protein binding. Gene Ontology annotation, cellular component: transcription factor TFIIIC complex. Bases 53 to 2173 code for a protein of 706 amino acids. The transcript has 17 exons. Lineage: Eukaryota; Metazoa; Echinodermata; Echinoidea; Temnopleuroida; Toxopneustidae.
UAGAUCGUACGCGUGCGCUAGCUAGCUGCAUGCACUAUUUGAGUCGGUCACCAUGCCCAUGAAGCAUCGACGACGAGUUCGUGGAUGUGCACCUGGCUGUGGCGGUCCUGGACCGGGCCAUGGUCGUGAUCGUGGCAGAGGUCGCCCUCGAAACGCAGGAGCUGAUCCUGAGACAAUGAUCGUAAAAGAUGAUAAUGCAGCUGUUUUGAAGACCAAGGGACGCAUCAAAUGCUCUCAACCUGGAUGUCCAAAAUCCUUUAGCAAUAAAGCUGGAUAUGAUUAUCAUGUGAAAAGAUGUGGGGUGAAUCCUGAAGAUAUCCAGAAAUACUACUGCCCUCACUGCCCAGAUAAGGUUUAUACAAGUAAAGCUGGUUUGGAUAUUCAUCGGAGAACAAUUCAUGAAACACCUGAACCUAUUCUAGACCAAGGAGAGGAUCUCGGAAGACAUCGUCAACGCAAAGCUGCUCAGAAGGCUUUGGCACAGGUGAAGCUUUUGAAGGAUGCAAUUUGUGAUGUUCCAGGUAUAAAAAAGGAUAGACAAAAAAAACGCAAGCGAGAGUUGGAUCGAGAUGACUUUUUACCAGAAGAUGGUGAGUCUGAAGAUGAUGAUGAGGAUGAUGACUGUGAUGAAAUCAAUCGCUCAUCACUCAGAAGGGACAUCAACCGAAAUGCAAAGUUACAUAAGAUGUCAUAUUACUACCACUGUGAAAGAUUAUGUUUGAUGCAGGAAAUACUAUUCCCUGGUCUUAGGAGCAAGGUAUCUACAUGGCCCAAAAUUCUAGAAAGACCUGAUGACUUGACUUCUGAGAGCCUUGGAAAAGUAAUUCAAGAUGGCACUAAGAAAGAUGUAGAAAGUUUGUUAUUGCCAUUAUAUAGUGCAACUGAGAUCAAACGUGACACCAAAAAUGGUGUAAAAGAUGGUCAUCUAACAUACUUUGCAUUUAACAUUGGAGGCACUGUACGAAGUAUUGCAUGGUGCCCUGUGCCAUUAAGUGAGGAUAAUGCUUGUCAGUAUGCUGCUUUCAGCCCAUAUAACAAUGAAUUCAAGCAUCAACAAACUUUACCAAGUUACACAGGUUCGAGUUGUAUUCAGAUAUGGGGGUUUGGACCACUUCACAAUGAAAGGGAGAAACCUGAAUUGAAGUUGUGUAUUUUACAUGAUGCUGGGAGGGUUAAUGAACUAAAAUGGUGUCCAUCUGGCUGCUAUGAUGAUCCUAGUCUAGUGGAAUCCAAAGGAGAUGAUAGGUUUGAUCAACGACUUGGUCUUCUUUCAGCAGCAUGUUCAAAUGGAAGUGUGUUGAUUUAUAGUAUACCUCAUCCACCUGAAGAUCAAAUGAAUUCUCAUCUACAAAACAAAGUAGUGUGUAAACCUGUCCCAAGUCUAGUGCUGUCACCAGGCAUGGAGAAGAAGAAUGCAGACAGUUCAUUUGGGCAAUGCUUAUGUCUUGAUUGGCAACAAAGAAAACCACAUCCUAAAUUAGCUGCUGGCUUUUCAUCGGGAGCAAUUGCCAUAUGGAAUGUAGAAUAUCAAUCAUCGUUCCUGGUGAGACAAUCAAAGAUAGAUGACUCAAUCAUUCUUCAUCCAAUUCAAGUCUUCACUGCUCAUAAUGGACCUGUUUUGACUAUCUCAUUCUGCCCUGCUGACAACAGUUUCAUGUGCAGCAGUAGCCGCAAUAGGAUGAUGGAAUUCUGGGAUAUUCAUCAACCAGGGAUACCUAUAUGCAGUCGUUUAUUUCGCAGUCCUCCACAAACUUGUCAAUGGCUUUCUCAGUAUAAUGCAGUUCUUACUAAAGAGGAUGUCUCCCUGCCAAGAAUAGUUCUUCAAGAAGGAUCUGCCAAUAAUCCAGCCCAGAUAUUUUCUCAACAGUGUUAUGUCACUGAUGUGACUUACUCUGAAUGGUUAAACUGUCUUGCAGUGAGUGAUAAAUCAGGCAAGAUUGAAAUCUGUAAAAUGUCUAAACAGUGGCCAGGGAAUCACAAAGUCAAGCACAAGAAAAUGUUGGUCAGGAGUCCAUCUAGUAAUGAUCUCUCUGAUGUAUGCAUCAACAAUGAUGUCAUCUACAAGUUGCAAUGGAGUCCAAAUAAAGCAUCUUGCAAGUGGUUUCUAGCUGGUGGAAAAUCCGGUAUAGUACGUCUAUAUCAUCUUCCAUCUAAAUUCAUUGAGAGCAGAUGACUGAUUGUUCCUACAGUUCAGUGUUGAUUGUGGUCACUGCAAUCAAUCAAUGUUCUACAAUAAUUGCUAGCAAGCUUUAUAUUACAGGUGCCUGGUCACAGAAGGUCUUAGUAUGUAAGAGGGGUAUUUAUGAAUUCUCAAUGUGUUCUCAAUGAUGGACAUUGUGAUUAUCAAUGGCUUGAAUGAUAUUGUGUCAUUCUAUAUGAAUGGAAUCACAUGCUUUUGUAUACUGUAGAAAACAUUAUUUGAUUGUUAUCCAAAUAUUCAAUGCAAUAAAUUCACACAGAAAUGUAGCAUUAAAAGUAUUACUUCCUUAAUUGAUGAAACUAAAAGCCCAAGAAGUUACAUUUGGCUAAGUCUUAUUUGCUGCUUAUUUUACAUAGCUUUCCAAUCUCGUGUCUGUAUGAGAUCAAAUAAUCAUCUUUGUCUAACAUACAUGUAUCAGCUGUAAACAAACAAAAACGAUAACAUGAAAAUAAGGUGUAAAGGUAUGAGGUCCUAUCUGUUUAAACACUAAUACUUUUUUUCUCUGAAAAUCAUCUAUACAAUAUUUGAAAUUGCAUUCUGCAAAACAACAUUAUUAGACUUUUCUUUAUGCAAAUGCAUGUUGUCACAACUCUUAUCACAUGACAUAAAGUCCUAUUGUCGUUUCUGGUGAAUAGCUUGAGUGAAUUUAAGUGUUUUUGUCUCGUCAGCUUACCAGAGUGAGACUGCAGGCCCUGAUUUUCCGAUGCUGAUGACAUUGGUGUUGACAUUAAAAUCUCAUAACCAGGAUUAAGUUUUUGAAAUGUCAUCAUAAUUUAAAAAGUGUAUGGACCUUGUUCAUGAAACUUGGAUUCAAGGGUCAUGACAAGAGUUUCACUGAUCAUCUUACAUAAGUUUCAGGUGACAUGACCAAGGUCAAAGAUAAUUUAGGGUCAAUGUCUCAAUGAAAUUUGACCAUGUUUUGCUUUUCAACAAUGAAAUCUUAACCAAGGUUGUUAAGUUUUUAGAUAUUAGCAUAACUUUAAAACUAUAUGGAUCUAGUUCAUGAGACUUGGACAUAGGAGUAACCAAGUAUUACUGAUCAUUUAGCACAAUUUUCACAUACAGGUCACUCACAUGAUUAAGAUCAAAGGUCGUUUAGGGUCAAUGAACUUUUGGCCAUGUGGAGCUUAUUUUUUCGAAUUGUUGUAACUUUGACAGAUUAUGGAUCUGGUUAAUUGACUUGUAAUUAAAUAUCACUGAUUGUUAUUGGUCACAUGAUUAAGUAAGGCCAAUAGGAUCAAUGAACUUUCACCAUUUCAGGGUUGUUGUUUUUUUUUAAAUGUCUUCGUAACUUUGAAAUUAAAUGGACCUUUGCCUGAAACAUGGGCAUACAUGUAAGGGUAAUUAAGUAUCACGGAUCAAUGUGCACAAGUUUCAGGUUACAUGAACAAGGUCAAAGGUCAUUGAAGGUAUGAACUACAAACAUAUAUGAAUGCCAUUUUUUAGUGAAUAAUCAUAUCGUAUUUGCUUUCAAAGUAAGCUCUCCCUUUUGGAAUAAUGUAAUGGUGGCAAGACUUACAGAGGCAUUCCACUUAUUAAAUGAAAUAUGUGGCUAUAAAAAUGCAUGAAACUGAAGAGUUAGAAAAAAGAAAUCUUCAUUCUUGGCCCAUGUAUUCGAAAUGAAGUGAGUUCUGCUGAUGAGAUUGGGUUUUGAGAUCACAAGUGAGCCCUGGGUCAAAUAUCAAGGAGGUCAAUCAUUUUAAUGGUUCUUUUAUACUGUCGUCCACUAACAGGGAAACAACAUUAAUUUUUUUAGAUUGACUGUUUUCUUGAUUUGAGAUAUUUCCUGUAUGCUCUACAUGUACAUGGUGCUAAAUAGA